AUGCCAUCCUCCUUCCAUUCCCCAAACCUCCCACCAACCCCGUCACACCCGCGUCUCUCCCAGCCCAGCCGCAUUGCCGCCCUCUUCGCGCUAGUCGCUCUCGCCUCUCUCCUCACCUGCAUCUUCCUCUCCCUCCCACCCGCGGCCCCUCCGCCGCUCCCCCUCGUCCCCCUCACCGCCAUCGCCGCUGCCGCCCAACCACAUGCCGCCGUGACUGUCGCAGGAGGGAGAGGGGGAACAGGACGGCGGUUGCAGGGGCUGCGCGCGCCCCGUGACACCAAGCGCAAGUGGAAUGGCGGAAGCUUCCUCGAGUUCUCUGCGGACGAGAGUGCGCGCAUUAACGGACUGGGGGGGAGUGGGAGUGCGCGAGAUGGGGGGGCGCAAAGGGAGUCGGGGGAAAAGGGAGCGGAAAAGACGAAGAACAGCGGAUGGGCAGGCGUAAGCAGGCGGGUUGGAGGGAUGAUGUGGCGGGUGCGAUGGUGGGGAGGUGGGGGUGGAUCAGACGGAAGCAAGUCUGAUGCCGUUGGCGCGAGCGACGAGCGCGCACGCCAUGGCGGCGUGGCGGAGAGCGCGAGGGCGCUGGUAGUUACGGCAAGGGGCGGACGCGGCGGGCAGCCGCUGCAGCACAGCGAAGGCGGGGAGAGCCGUGGGGCGCGGGAGGGCAACGGGGAAGUGCAGGACGCGGUGGCGCCAGGGGGUGUGGCGCAGCAAGUGGAGGGGCGCGGAGAGGGGGGGGAAGGGGUGGUGACGGGGAUGCGUGCGGUGGGGCGGCUGGCGGACAUGGAGGUGCUGCCGCUGGGGCAGGGGAUGGGGGGUCGACGAGAGGCAGUGGCAGGGGGAGAUGAGGGGGGGAGUGCGUGUGAGCGGAUGGCAGGGAGGACAGUGCAGAGGGUGGGUAGGCGCGGGGCGCUGGUACCUGAGGAGGGCCGCGCGCCCGCCAACGCCACCUCGCCUGCGCGCAGGGGCGGGGAGAGCAGGGCGCGCGCAGCAGCGGAGGGGCGCGGGCAGUGGCGCGUGCGGCGCGUGGCGCUGCACCCGGCAGUGCGGCGCUCCACGGGGCUGCCCCUGCGCUGCCACCACUGGCGCAGCGACGCCGUCUUCCUCCUCUCCGCCGCCCUGCCCGCCCACGGCCUCAGCCCCCUCCUGCCCGUGCGCCCCCCGCCCUCCCCCCUUGCUUCUCCCCUCCCCACCAUCUUCCCCUCGAAGCUUUCUCACGUACUCCCCUCGCUGCUGUACAUCUAUUCCCCUGCGUUCCCACGUAUUCCGCUCUGCUUUCCUACUUACUCCCCUCUGCUUUCCCUCUUAGUCCACCUCUCUUCUACACCACUUGCUUCCCUCUCGGCUUUCUCACUUCGUCCGCCUUCAUUCUUUCUUGCUUCCUCACGUUCUGCUCUCUCGCUUCCUCUGCUCGCUGCUACCCCAUGUGCACGCCUCUCUGUGGCGCCAUGCCAUGCCGAAUUGGAUGCGCGCCUGCAGUCGGUGGGGCUACAGUACACGCUCGCCCUCGUGCCGCGCAACGUCUCACAUGCCCACGCUCUCAGGUACGCCCCUCUGUACCGCGCAGCACCGCAGGGUGGGGUGCGAGCAGGGGCAGGGAGGCAGGACGUGCGGUACAGUGCAGCGCAUGCGGAGGUGUGGGCGCGCGUGGUGGCGGCGCGGCUGCCGUUCGCCCUGGUGCUGGAGGAGGACGCCCUCAACCGCAGCGAGGGCGUUGCCGCCUGGCAGGCGCGCUUCGAAAUGCUGCUGUGGGAGCUGAAUCUGCUGAUGCUGCAGCGCGCCGACCGUUUCUUCUUUGACGUGCUGCUGCUGGCGCGCCACGGCCUCGCGCCCUACGCGGAGCAGCAGCUGGCUCCGGGCAUCGUGAGCGCGCAGCCCAGCCAGGCCAUGCACGCCUACCUGCUCUCCUACGCCGGCGCCAAGCGCCUGCUCGCCCUCUCCCGCUUCCACUCCAGCCAGCGCGCAUGCAUGUGCCUCUUCAAUUUAAUCCGUGCAUCACCUCCCUCUGUCUUCCUCCUCUCUCUCACCCCCUGCUGUCCCCUGCCCCUGCACAUGCCCCCCUGUCGACCGUGCAGGCCACUGGCCGAGAGCACGGGAGGCAUCCCCGGCUUGACCGUACUGGCAGCGGAGCCGCCUCUCUUCGCCACCACCAUCUUUGCCUGCUCGCCCAAACCCUGCCGCACACCGCCCCCUGCGCUCUCCCUGCCCGCCUCCACGCGCCUCACCCCCGCCUGCCGCUCCACCAUCCUGCUCGCCCUCCCCGCCCACCCCUCCAUGCCCGGCGCUGCCCUGCACGCCCCCUGGCGCAUGCGCGACCCUGCCCCCGCCGGCCCACGCUCCUCCAUCCCCUCCUCCUCGCCCGCCUUCUGCCCACACCUCUCCCCCGCGCAGUGCCUGCUCGCACACCACCUGCAGCACCUGCUGCCCAAUGUGCACGCCCCUCCCCCGCUCCUCCUCCCCACCACGCUGCCCCCCUCGCUGCCCCUCUGGCCGGCCUACGUGCUGUCGCUGCGCCGCUCCCCCCAGCGCCUGCAGCGGGUGCUGCCGCUGCUGCAGCAGCAGGGCUUCGGGGACGUGGUGGUGGCGCACGCCGUGGACGGGGGGGGCACGGGGCAGAGACAGGGGGGAGGGGCGCAGGGGCGGGGGGAGGAGGCGGAGGUGGAGGCGGAGAGGAACCUGGACGUGUUUGGGGGGCUGGUGGGGGCGGGGGCGGUGUCGGUGACACGGCGCUCCAUCAGGUGGCACAAGCUGGCGGAGCGGCGGCGCGAGCGGCUCACGAGAGGGGAGGUGGCGUGCGCUCUCUCGCACUACCUCGUGUGGCUCGAGGUGCUGCGCAGGAAGCUUCCCUACGCCAUUGUACUGGAAGAUGACGUCACCUUCACUACAAGCACAUUCCGGGCCGACUUUGAACGGAACAUCGCCGAGGCCAAUGAGCUGUUGACACGUCAGCACAGCCCGGAGUCACCACCCGACAUCCUGUUUGUGGGGCACAUGGGGGUGCUGGCAGGCCACUUCAUGCCGCUGCUCUCCCCCCACAUCGCAUGGGACCCCCUCUCCUGGUGCUCCUUUGCCUACAUCAUCUCCCACCGCGGUGCAGCGCGCCUGGUGGAGGGCUUUAAGGUCGACGACCCCCUCGACUCCCUUUCGGUGCAGGGCGAGUCUGGCUCUAGCAGGGUGCUGUAG
Molecule: messenger RNA, 3180 nt
Organism: Closterium sp. NIES-65
Lineage: Eukaryota; Viridiplantae; Streptophyta; Zygnematophyceae; Desmidiales; Closteriaceae
Source: the annotation of a GenBank genome assembly